Myotis lucifugus (little brown bat) is the source of this 938-nucleotide messenger RNA. RefSeq names its product lysine-specific demethylase 3A. The transcript is spliced from 7 exons. The record is from RefSeq and is a predicted model, not a curated record. NCBI's taxonomy places the organism in Eukaryota, Metazoa, Chordata, Mammalia, Chiroptera, Vespertilionidae. Bases 138 to 902 code for a protein of 254 amino acids.
AGAGCCGGAGUCGGCUGGCUGGUUGGAAACAGCGGCCGCCGCGGGUGACUCAGGGAGGCGGGGUGAGGGUGCCGCGGCCUCGGCUGCGAGGAGCAGAGGGAGAAAGGGAGGGGCCCUUCCUGCAGGCGUUGGAAACCAUGGUGCUCACGCUCGCAGAAAGUUGGCCGGUGCUGGUGGGGAAGCGAUUCCUCAGUCUGUCCGCCGCCGACCGCGGCGACGGCGGCCACGACGGCUGGGACGUGGGGCGCGUCGCCGAGUGGCCCUGGCUCUCCGGGACCAUCCGCGCCGUCUCCCACACGGACGUCACCAAGAAGGACCUGAAGGUGUGUGUGGAGUUUGAUGGGGAAUCUUGGAGGAAGAGAAGAUGGAUAGAAGUCUACGGCCUUCUGAGGAGAGCAUUUUUAGUAGAGCAUAACUUGGUUUUGGCGGAACGAAAGUGUCCUGAAAUUUCAGAACGAAUUGUACAGUGGCCUGCGAUAGUAUACAAAUCUCUGUUGGACAAAGCUGGUUUGGGAUCCAUAACUUCUAUUCGCUUUCUAGGAGAUCAACAGAGAGUAUUUCUUUCUAAAGACCUUUUGAAGCCUAUACAGGAUGUAAACCGUCUUCGACUUUCCCUUAUGGACAACCAUGAUGUCAGUAAAGAAUUUCAAGCUUUGAUUGUGAAACAUUUGGAUGAAAGCCAUCUUUUACAAGGUGACAAAAACUUAGUUGGUUCCGAAGUAAAAAUUUAUAGCUUGGACCCAUCAACUCAGUGGUUUUCCGCAACUGUUAUAAAUGGAAACCCAGCAUCCAAAACUCUUCAAGUCAACUGUGAGGAGGUAAAGAUGAUGACAAUUGCAUGUAAUAUGACAGGGGAAGAUUCCAGCACUGAAAAUUGUCGAUCCAUCACUGAUUCAUGUUGAAGUUGUACAUGAUAACUUUGUGACAUGUGGUAAGAU